Molecule: messenger RNA, 565 nt
Organism: Trichoderma atroviride IMI 206040
Lineage: Eukaryota; Fungi; Ascomycota; Sordariomycetes; Hypocreales; Hypocreaceae
Source: RefSeq, a predicted model, not a curated record
AUGGCGGACGACCAAGCCAAUUCACUGGCUACAAAAUUGCAGGCAGGUGUUUGGGGCGACAACCCUUGGAUGACCCGCGACCAUGACAUGAUGAAGCUUUAUACGCAUCUUGGCGCUUUGCAAACGUUCAAUGGCUCGCCGCAGCUCGAUCUCACGGUUCGCGUGUUCUCCCCUCUGUUCGCCACCAGUGAGCCGAUCAGCCGUGUCACUUUUCUGGAACCGUCGAGCAUGACGCACAACUAACAGGAACAGAGGCUGACUGCCAUGCCAAAGACAAAAAGCAUAUGUCCACCGCUAGUAAGCAACAUCGGCGAAAUGAUUACCACUAAGUAUCUCAUACAUUGAAUUCUACCUGCUCCUAGUAGCAGGUCCCUCGCCAAACGGUAGCAUUCGCAUCAGAGUCCAGCUAUCUAGGCCCGACUAUGUAUGUAUGCUCGUGUUUUCGCAUUGCAACGCACUUUGGAUGCCAAGGACGAUCGCUCGUAGAGUGGAUCGAUGGCCAUUAUAAGGUGAGCACUUAUUUUCCAAGCUGAGUUCCUCAGGAGUAGCUUGCUUGCUUGCUGGC